AUGUCAAUUAUUUUAGGUUUAACACGAGUAACAAAAUUACUUAGCUUUAUUGGUAAUCCUGAAACACAUCUACAAGUUAUUCAUAUUGCUGGAACCAAUGGUAAAGGAUCCGUUUGCUCAUACAUAUCAUCUGUUCUACAGCAGAUUCCAAACGCCAAAAUUGGUAAAUUCACUACUCCUCAUCUAAUACACGUUACAGAUUCCAUAUCUGUAAACGAAAUUCCGAUUUCUGAUGGAACCUACAGAAGGCUUCGUAAAGAAGUAGAAAACAUCAAUAAGUUAAAUAGCUUGGAAUGUACAGAGUUCGAGAUUAUGACUUGUACAGCUCUAAAAUAUUUCCAUAAUAUCAAAUGUAAAUGGUGUGUUAUUGAAGUAGGCUUAGGAGGUAGACUUGAUGCUACUAAUGUUAUUCCAGGUGUAAAUAAAAAGGCUUGUGGGAUAACAAAAAUUGGUCUAGACCAUGAAUCUUUUCUUGGAAAUACCCUUCAGCAAAUUGCAUCAGAAAAGGCAGGUAUUAUCACAAAGGGAGUUAAAUUUGUGGCUAUAGAUGGUACAAAUGCUAAAGAAGUAUUAAAAGUAGUAGAAGAUAGAUGUAAAGAAAUUAAAGAUUGCGUAUUGCAAAUCACUGAAGCUAAUGGGUCAAAUUGGAUUGCUGAGACACAAUCAUGGGGGACGGUAAAUCUAUCCCAUUUACCAUUAAAUGGCCAAUAUCAAAUAUUCAACUCAAGAGUAGCAGUCUCUAUUCUUGAUAAUCUCCAACAACGAUCAUUGUUGAAGAUAUCUAUCGAUCAACUGUUAUCUGGUUUCUCAAAAGUGGAAUGGCCAGGAAGAUUACAAGAAUUUAUUUAUAAACACGACCUUGAAGAAGAUAGUGUUUCUUUCUUAAUGGAUGGUGCACAUAAUGGGAGCGCAGCAAUUGAAUUGUCUAAUUUUCUAAAAACAAAAUAUGGCCCUUCUCAACCACUUACUUUUGUUUUAGCUGUUACUAAUGGCAAAACUUUGCAACCCCUGCUAGAUCCAUUAUUAUCAGCAAAAGAUAACGUCGUUGUCACAGAAUUUGAAUCCGUUGAUGGUAUGCCAUGGAUAAAGGCUAUGGAUUCUACAGAAUUGAAAUCUAAGAUUCAAGAAUAUACUAGCUCUAUUUAUAUUGACGUAUCAGUUCCAGAAGCUUUGAAGCAUGCCUCAGAAAUUUCUAAAUUGAAAAAUACUCCAAUUGUUGUAUGCGGAUCUCUUUAUUUAUGUGGCCAAAUUUUACGUUUACAAAAUAACCAAACAGCAAAAAGUAACUUCUAA
Messenger RNA from Henningerozyma blattae CBS 6284, 1293 nucleotides. It is a transcript of the gene FOL3, whose product is annotated as dihydrofolate synthase. The record is from RefSeq and is a predicted model, not a curated record. Gene Ontology annotation, biological process: folic acid-containing compound biosynthetic process. The transcript has a single exon. Gene Ontology annotation, cellular component: cytosol; cytoplasm; mitochondrion. Gene Ontology annotation, molecular function: dihydrofolate synthase activity; tetrahydrofolylpolyglutamate synthase activity; ATP binding. The coding region runs from base 1 to 1293 and encodes 430 amino acids. NCBI's taxonomy places the organism in Eukaryota, Fungi, Ascomycota, Saccharomycetes, Saccharomycetales, Saccharomycetaceae.